Molecule: messenger RNA, 684 nt
Organism: Lactuca virosa
Lineage: Eukaryota; Viridiplantae; Streptophyta; Magnoliopsida; Asterales; Asteraceae
Source: the annotation of a GenBank genome assembly
AUGGGUUGGGGAAGCAUCUACAUUAGACGCAUGAAAGUUUUCUCAUUGGCACUUCUAAUCUACUUAGACUAUAAGGCAUUAAAGCACAGGGAGAAAUGGAUAAACAGCUCUGAAAGAGCAGGUUUAUGGGAGAAAGCUCAUGAGCGAAAUGCUAAACGUAUUGUUAACUUGAUUAUAGAGCUGGAAGGUUUGUGGGUAAAAAUGGGGCAAUAUUUCUCCGUGCGUGCGGACGGGCUUCCUGGUGCGUACCCACGCCAUCUGAAGCAGUUACAGGACUCACUUCCUCCUCGCUGCUUAAAAGAGGUUCAGAAAACCAUACAGAAGGAGAUGGGGAAAUCAAUAAAUGAUAUAUUUACAACUUUUGUUGAGAAACCCCUUGCAACAGCAUCAAUAGCACAAGUUCAUCGCGCAACACUACGUGAUGGGAAAGAGGUGGUUGUUAAAGUUCAACAUGAAGGCAUCAAGACAAUAAUCUUGGAGGAUUUGAAAAAUGCAAAGUCAGUAGUAGAGUGGAUAGUUUGGGCAGAACCAAAGUUUAAUUUCAACCCUGUUAUAGAUGAAUGGUGUAAAGAAGCACCCAAGGAACUAGACUUCAACAGGGAAGCUGAAAAUACUAGAAAAGUUUCGAGUAAUCUUUGCUGUAAAAAAGACUGUUUGGACAAAAAACCUGAGCACCCGUGUUAA